Pocillopora damicornis (cauliflower coral) is the source of this 417-nucleotide messenger RNA. RefSeq lists its product as uncharacterized. NCBI's taxonomy places the organism in Eukaryota, Metazoa, Cnidaria, Anthozoa, Scleractinia, Pocilloporidae. The record is from RefSeq and is a predicted model, not a curated record.
AUGGCGUUGCUUACGAUAAAUUCACUGCUAAAUUUCUUCGGAGAAGAGAAAUCAAUACAAAGAGGAGAAAAUCACUACAAGUCAAGCCACAUAGAGAAGUUUUAUUAUCACGAGGGAAUUAUUCGGGGUGAAGUUCAAGCCAGCAUGAAGAAAAAAGUCUACAAAGUCACGGUGUAUCUGAAUCAAGAUUUUGAAAUAAAAUCCACAGAAUGCGAGUGUCCUCGAGGGGAAUUUAAAUGCAGCCAUGCUGCCGCCAUUUUCAUCCAUGGUAUCCACAACUUGAGCAGAACCGAUAUCGAAUGCCGGUGGAAGAAGAGAAAAGCUGCAGAGAUACGCUGCAAAAAUAUGACAUGGGUUGGCAAAAACAGGAAAAGGUGCAUAACUCAUCAACCGGUCAAGCUGCAGUCAUGGGUUUAA